Cladocopium goreaui is the source of this 498-nucleotide messenger RNA. Lineage: Eukaryota; Dinophyceae; Suessiales; Symbiodiniaceae. The record is from the annotation of a GenBank genome assembly.
AUGAAUGCCACAUUUCCUGAAGGAUGGGCCCGUGCCACCGGGACCGCCGCUGUUGGGACUCAGAGGGGAGCUGCCCUCUUGCAGCAGAAAAUGAGUAGGCAAAGGCAGUUGGCCUUAGAGAAGCAGAGAUCAGCUGCCAGGAAGCAGCUGGGCGCUGGGGUCAUUGCCAGUGCCAGUCCCAUGCAGCCGCCCUUCCGGGCCCAGGCCAAGGACUGGGAUCAGGUCCUGCCUGAGCUUAGUAUGUCCCCAACGGGCCCAACGGGCCCAACGGCGCCUCGAAAAGAUGUGAGGCCCAACAAUUCUGAGCAUAAGACUGCUCCAAGUUCUCCGACUGAGGAGGUGGAGCGGCCGGAACCGGUGAAAUCAGGCACCAAGUUAGACCUUGACGAUGCUUUGGACGGCCUGGCGGAGGAAUUGCUUCUGGAUGAGCGACUUCCACAGGCAGCCAAACGGGGUUCUUUAGAAGACUCCGGUGAGGGCCCCAGUCAGCCAGCAUGA